UCAAUAAUGCUACAAGCGAUAGCUUCAGUAUUUAAGUAUAUGGUUAGACUAUGUGUGUGGAUGUGAACGUUUUUUUUUUUUUUUUACAUCACUAGCAAUUUCCUAAGUUUAGACGGUAACUUCAGACAUGUUGUAGCCUGUCUCAUAUAGCUGAUAAAUACCCUGAGGUGCUGUGGGUUUUAUAUCAGUCUAUUCAAUCAAACCCCCAGUAAGAUAGCCUACUUGGAAAAUAAUGUAUUAAGAUUUAGGAUAAACCAAAAAAAUGGAGACAUGCUUGCCUAUUAACGAACAAGCCUGGAGUAAGGCGGAUCUUCAGAGGCUAUUUUCUGGUAUGAAAGGCAACAUACCAAAAAGGGACAUGAGUGCAUACACUCAGAGGCAAAAGAAAAUGAACUGGGAGAAAGUGGCAUUCCAUCCAUAUACAGCAGAAAUGUGUGACAGGAAGUGGAAAGAGCUCUCAAAAAAGAUUCGUAAGAGUCGUACUCUCUCUGACCUGAUCAGUGAUGCUGAGGUUGCUAUUGACAGUCCGUUCAAGGGAGAUAACUUGAAGGUAUACGCUAAAGGCCUGAAAAGACCAUGUCCUCCAAACGCCAUCUUCUAUCAGGAGAAGCACAGAAUGUUUGAGGAGCAGUACCCAGAGAUGAAUGCUGUUGAAAUUUUGAAGUUGACCAACAAAGAGUACAAGGGUCUUCCAGAGGAGGAGAAGGGUAUAUACAUCGAGAAGUUCCAGGCAGCAAAGAAACGGUAUACAGAAGAAAAGGAACACAGAAGAAAUCUGUGUCUGGAUUUAAUUGGUUUAUGUAGUCCUGUGACACUUCAUGGACUCCCGAACAGCGAUGAACAGGAGUCUUUGCCGGCUUCCACAAAAACAAUAGAGGAGUGCCCCAUGGACACACCAACUAAGGCCAACAAAGAGCCUUCCCUGGGCAUCUCAAAGCCAACUGACCCAAAGGAGAAUAAAACACUGUUUCCUGGUGAACCCAAGAAACCACCUGAAUGGGGUAAAACAUUGUUCUGCAAUGAGCAAAUGGAGAAGUUAGAAUUGCAUCACCUCAGUACCAAGCAACGCCUGGCCAUGGUCAGACCUCGAUGGAAGGAGCUAAACAAGAAAGAGAAGGAGGUCUACCAGAGGAGAGCAAAGAAAAGUGUUCUGAAAUACUCAGUGGAGCUACAAAUCUGGUUCAGUCAUUUGUCAGCCAUCAAGAAAGCAGAGUUCUUGAAGCACAACCCAAGAAAACAUGCCAUUUUGAAUCAUUCCAAGUUCUGCAAAGAAAAAAAAAGAACAAAAGAGUCACAAAGGUCCAGGAAAAGAACAUCUGACUCGGAAGAUGAUGGGAUCGAUGACACGUCCAGUGAAGAGAGUGAAGAUGACAGUUCUGAUGAUGAGGAUGAGAACGUGAGUGAUAAAGAAGAGUGCCUGAAACAGAACGUGACAGCGAGCUCCAGUGAUGGUUCCAGUUCUGAAGAAGAUUGAUUUUUUAAAGGUUGGGCUACAGUGACUGAAGGCAAGGGGACUGAAAUCUCAGGCCAGUGCUGUUAAGAUGGUGUGGCACUCGAGUUUUCGCAAAUGUAAAUUUGUAUGCAGUUUGUUAAUGCAUACUAAAAUAAAAAUCGAGUGAAAAUGUU
Messenger RNA from Osmerus eperlanus (European smelt), 1626 nucleotides. Its product is annotated as nucleolar transcription factor 1-like. The transcript has 13 exons. The record is from RefSeq and is a predicted model, not a curated record. Lineage: Eukaryota; Metazoa; Chordata; Actinopteri; Osmeriformes; Osmeridae. The coding region runs from base 263 to 1474 and encodes 403 amino acids.